Conger conger (European conger) is the source of this 228-nucleotide messenger RNA. Its product is annotated as protein myomixer-like. The coding region runs from base 1 to 228 and encodes 75 amino acids. NCBI's taxonomy places the organism in Eukaryota, Metazoa, Chordata, Actinopteri, Anguilliformes, Congridae. The transcript has a single exon. The record is from RefSeq and is a predicted model, not a curated record.
AUGCCCGCAGUGCUCCUCGUGCUGCGUGCGCUGCUGGUCCGGCUGCUGGGGAGCAGGUUGGCGGCGGCGGCGGCUCGGUUGCUGCGCGGGGGCCUGUCGCUGGCGGCCGCGCGGCUGGGCGCGCUGCUGAGGCACGUCUGGGAGCGCGUGCGCUCCAGGGAGGCCCGCGAGGCCGUGCUGUCCUGCGUGCUCUGCCUGCUCAACCUGCACAAGAAGGCCGACAACUGA